UAAACUCUGAAAUGAGUGCGUUUCACUCAGUCUUUUUUUAUCAACACUAACAACAAUCAGUCAAAAUGAAGCUCCUGGUGGUUUUAGCUACCCUUUUAGUAUCAACCCUGGCCUUAACAGAUCAACAGAGAGAAAAUCUCGACAAACACGUUAAACCCUGCAAAGAAAAGCAUGAAGUGCCUGAACCAGUCUCAACAGAAAACGAAGAACCCGACCCUCGACUAAAAUCUGGGUAUCUUUGCGUCUUCAAAAGACUGGGUUUAGCGAACGAAGGUGGCGAAAUUAACAACGACGCUCUAAAAGUGAGGAUAAAAGCGGCCACAAGCACUGAAGAAGAAGCAGAAACGGUCUUCAAAAAGUGCGUCGUGAAGAAAACCACACAGGAAGACACCGUGUACAAAGCCACCCGGUGUUUGUACAAGGAGCUCCCGGAUUUUUCUCCGGUGGAAUGAAAUAAAAAUUUCUCGAGACUCCAAUAAAAUUUGAUUCUAAA
Zophobas morio is the source of this 493-nucleotide messenger RNA. Its product is annotated as B1 protein-like. Gene Ontology annotation, molecular function: odorant binding. The record is from RefSeq and is a predicted model, not a curated record. Bases 66 to 452 code for a protein of 128 amino acids. NCBI's taxonomy places the organism in Eukaryota, Metazoa, Arthropoda, Insecta, Coleoptera, Tenebrionidae. The transcript has 2 exons.